AUGACUAGUACUAACCUGCCUGAGAACACAACCUUCUGUACAAAAUAUGUGCAGUUGGCUUUUAUCCUCUCCUCUUUGUCAAUUUUCUUAGGAGGUCUGUUCCUCAUAGUAGCUGCCAGGAUAGGCAAAUAUGCUUACAAUUUCAUCUCAAAGUACAUUCUCAGCACAAAGGGGGAGCACAAACAACGUGCUCAGUGGCUGCCCAAAACGAGGCAAAUUUCAAUUCGCUGGAAAGGAGCCUUCCUGGAGUCAGUGGAGAUGAUGCUGUCAGCUCAAACAUGUGUGGGUCGUGUGCUGGUAAUACUGGUGUUCCUACUGAGUAUUGGAUCCCUCAUCAUUUACUUUAUCAACUCUCAGGACCCAAUGUAUUCUUGCCACUACUUCACAGACCACACCCUUUCUAUAGAUAUGAGCUUCAAUGCAUUCUUCCUCUUCUAUUUCGGAUUACGGUUCAUGGCAGCAAACAACAAGCUGAGAUUCUGGCUCGAGCUCAACUCCAUCGUGGAUUUCUUCACCAUCCCUCCAAUUUGUGUUGCCUUCUAUUUAAAGAGGAACUGGCUUGGUCUGCGGUUUUUGCGAGCACUCAGAUUGUUAGAACUUCCCAAAAUAUUGCAGUUUCUCAAGAUCACCAGGACGAGUAAUUCAAUCAAGCUGUCCAAAUUGUUAGCUGCAGUUCUCAGCACCUGGCUCACAGCUGCAGGAUUUAUUCACUUGGUGGAGAAUAGUGGAGAUCCUUGGGUCCACCAUCAAAAUUCCCAGUCCCUGAGCUAUUUUGACUGUUUAUACUUGACAAUGGUGACCAUGUCCACAGUUGGCUUUGGCGAUGUUGUGACUAAAACGUCCUUGGGUCGUAUUUUCAUGAUUUUCUUCAUCAUCGCUGGUUUGGUCUUGUUUGCAAAUUUUAUCCCUGAAAUUGUGGAUAUCGUUGGUGGCAAUCAACAAUACCGAGAUUCGUAUGAGGUAGUGAGAGGGAGAAAGUACAUUGUUGUCUGCGGUGAUAUCACUCUAGAGAGUGUGACAGCUUUCUUAAGAAACUUCCUGGCCCAGGACACGGGAGAUAUUUGCACUGAGAUUGUCUUUCUGGGAGAAACUCUUCCUAGUCUAGAGCUGGAAACUGUAUUCAAAUGCUAUUCUGCUUAUACCACUUUCUUCCAUGGCUCUGCACUGAACUAUGAAGAUCUGAAGAGAGUUGCGAUGGGAUCUGCUGAUGCUUGUCUGAUCCUAGCAGACACUUGCUCUUCGGACCCUUAUGUUGAAGACACUUCCAAUAUCAUGAGGGCGCUGUCUGUCAAGAAUCACUAUCCAGAGACAAGAGUCAUUAUACAGAUAAUCCAGUCUCAUAAAAAGGUAUACCUGGCAAACAUCCCCAACUGGGACUGGAGGAGAGGAGACAGCAUCAUCUGUUUGGCUGAACUAAAACUAGGCUUCAUAGCACAGAGUUGCUUGGUCCCAGGCUUGUCCACACUCCUAAGACGCCUGUUCAUUAGGCAAAAGAUUGUACCUAAAACUUGUUGGAAGAGGAACGUUUUUGACAGCAAUGACUACAAAGUGAUGACUCAUUGGCUCUCCAAUGAUUUUGUGGACAUGACUUUUCCAGACGUUUGCCGGCUCUGCUUUGUGAAGCUGGACCUUGUGCUGCUCGCAAUUGAAUUCAGAUCUGGCGUUCAUGAAAACAGCAUCCUGGUCAACCCAUCUGCACAGAUAAAGCUCCAUCGAAACACAAUAGGCUUUUUUAUUGCCAAAUCCAAGGUGGAAGUCAAAAGGGCUCAUUUUUACUGUAAAGCCUGCCAUAGUGAUAUUGAUAAUCCAGAGCUGAUUAAAAAAUGUCACUGCAGAAGCAGAUCUCGGACAAGAUCCUUUUCAGGAACACCACCUUCCCAAAUGAAGUUAGCUGUGCUGACGGAAGUCAUCUUUCAUAGAGAUAGUUGUGUUUACACUGGGGAUUAUGUUGACAAGCUGAGGAUUCCUCAAGAAACACUGUACCUUCCAGACCGAGAGCCAGUAAAGUCGAUGUCUCUUGGGGUUCUUCCUGUUUCAGGUAUCACUGCCAGGACUGCAGCUCUCGUGAUAGAAGAGGAUAGAAAUGCUUUGCUGGAUUCAACAGGAAUGUUCCACUGGUGCGAGGCUGUCCCAUUGGAACAGGCUAUCCUGAAGCACCAGGAACAAACUACUUCACCUCUGCAUGAUCAUAUCGUGGUUUGUGUCUUUGGAGAUACUAACUCAACAUUGAUUGGGCUGCGGAACUUUGUGAUGCCUUUACGAGCCAGUAACUUCACUUACCAGGAGCUGAAAGACAUUGUCUUUGUCGGGUCUCUGGAAUAUAUGAAAAGAGAGUGGAAAUUUAUCCAGAAUUUCCCAAAGCUGCUAUUAUUCCCGGGCAGCGCUCUCUCCUGUGCAGACCUGAGGGCAGUUAACAUAAGGUACUGCACCAUGUGUACCAUCCUGUCUUCUAACCUGAGGGCUUCCACCAAUCCAACUCUGGUGGACACAGAAAGCAUCUUAGCCACUCUUAACAUCCGGUCAAUGCAGAUAGAUUAGACCAGUGGCCCAUCUAGGACCAUAUCAGUGUCUAGCCAGAGAGAAGAGGCAGUUGGCAGAGUGAGAACACCGGAGAAUGAAUCCGAGCCAAGUUAUAAAAGGAUCCCCGUCAUCACAGAGCUGAUCUUCACUGCAGAGGAUGUGAGGGAGAUUCCCUCACCUGAGCCAUUUCUUUUAGGUGACAAAUCUGAGAAACUGUCCCAGAUUGAGGUGUCAAUAGAGGAGGUUUUGGAACAAAUUGAUGCUACAUCGAAUGUCCAGUUCAUUGAUCACCACAUUAGCAGCACCUCUCAGAUCCCAGGACAGGAGCUGGAUCUCACCACCACCUUUUCCAGUGGAGCUAUCUUCUCAGAUAGCUUUUUGGAUUCUCUCUUGUCCACUACCUACCGUAACCACCACAUCUUGGCUCUGCUCCAGACUCUGGUGACGGGUGGGACAAGCCCUGAACUGGAGGAACAGCUAGCAGAGAAGAAUAUGCUGAGUGGCAGUUUCAACAGCAUGGCAUACAUGGCCCCCAGAGCUAGGUGCAAACUUGCGCUUGUGCCACUGUCCAAGAGACUGUUAACGGAUUCCCAGGAUUCCUUUGGAGACAUUUACUGCAAAGCAUUAGACUUGUUUGGAAUCCUUUGCUUUGGACUCUACCGUCUGACAGAAGAGCCCAAUCCAUACAGGAAUAGGGGAGUGUAUGUAAUUGCUCGGCCCCCAAAUGAUUUCAAGAUGUUACCUACGGAUAUGCUGUUUUGCGUUGUCCCAUUCAGCACCACAGCAACUAGUGACCUGUCAGUUUGUGAGGAGGAUCUUUCACCAAGGAGGCAUCAGAGCCAUAUGGACAGCUCCAGAAAGCAGAAUGAAUCCCAAGCUGAGUACGCUGUGUUUCCCCUGCAAGAAUCACAAGCACCUCAAGCAGAGCAGAGAGUGCAGGAAACAGCUCUACUCGAGGUGUCUCGGAUGUCACUAACUGUUUUUGAGAAAACACAGAACCCUGAACUCAAGUCUUGGCAGGGGGCUGGUGCUAUGCUCAGUGAUGUACAGAACAGAGAUGAGAAGAGCUAUGGGGAUGAUUAA
Messenger RNA from Emys orbicularis (European pond turtle), 3603 nucleotides. RefSeq names its product potassium calcium-activated channel subfamily U member 1 (gene KCNU1). Gene Ontology annotation, cellular component: postsynaptic membrane. Gene Ontology annotation, molecular function: large conductance calcium-activated potassium channel activity. The transcript is spliced from 35 exons. NCBI's taxonomy places the organism in Eukaryota, Metazoa, Chordata, Testudines, Emydidae. The record is from RefSeq and is a predicted model, not a curated record. Gene Ontology annotation, biological process: potassium ion transmembrane transport.